This is a messenger RNA of Cladocopium goreaui, 2160 nucleotides long. The record is from the annotation of a GenBank genome assembly. Lineage: Eukaryota; Dinophyceae; Suessiales; Symbiodiniaceae.
GUCCAACAUUUGGCAUCUUCAGCUGUCCAAUGGUGUGAACAGAAGGGUGGCGUGGUGGAGAAAGAUGAUCUAGUGAACCGGAUAUCCUCACUUGGAUCCAGCGGCAAGCAUGCCAAGAAUUGUGAGCGUGAUUUUCAUUUUCUUCUACGGAAGCUGAUCCCAAUGAGUUUCUACGGUGAUGACAUCGCUGCUUACAAGGGUUCAGAGACAGGGUCAGUGACAGUGCUUGGGUGGUGCAGCGACUUGGGAUAUCAGAAUCCUUCACUGACAAGAUAUUUCCCCAUCGCCGUGUAUCCUGAGUAUGCAGCCACUGAGUUCACUUAUGAUGACAUUAUGGGUCAUGUGGUUGCCAGGACGCGAGACAUGGUGGACCCCACAAUGCUUUUUGACUGGUCAGAUGGCGGCUACGCCUUCAUGCUGUCGUCUCUUCAAGGAGACCUUAAGUUCAUUGUUGAGCAUUACGGGCUGCACAACUACAGAUCAAAUUUGUGCUGCUCAUUGUGUGGUGUCAAGAAGAAGGCCAACGAUGGGAAUCUGAGCAUGACGCUUGGAGAUUUUCGUGAAAAUGCCGAUCAUGCUUCAAGCCUGCCAGAUUUGAGCGAAUUUCAUGAAAGAGGUUCGAUUGUGUUCUCACUCGGCAUCCCUUUGGACAGAGUGUUGCAUGACUGCUUGCAUUCACAACUUCUCGGCACCGGGAAGACUGCCAAUGCCAGUGCCAUCGUUUAUCUGGCUGAGGUGGGGUACUGGGGAGCUUUCCCACGAGGCCUCUACAGUGAUUCUUUGGCAUUGGUGUUGCGACAGGUGGUGACUUUCUGGGUUGCUCAUUGCUGUGUUGAACAUGCUGCCCGACCAGAAGCUACAGAAUUGGAUCGUUUGGUUGCAACCUGCCUUCAUUCCUACGCAAGUUCUUUGAAAAACAUGGAUACCUCAGGAUUGGUUCUGAGUGAAGAGCAAGCGGAAAGCUACUACCAGGAUGUGAUUCGACAUUUGCAGACCUAUGCAGCCUUGAACAGCAAAAGCCGGAUGGCCCGGGGAAAACAGGCCAACCGCACUUUGUGGCUGAUGAUUUGCAAACAUCACCACUACUAUCAUCAUUGCAAAACGGUGAGGAUCGAGCGGAUCAAUCCGCGUAUCAGCCAACUUUUGGCAGCUGAAGACAUUGUGUGCAGAGUGGGCAAGAUCGCCCGAGCCACUCACAAGGGGAAUGUGUCCCUACGUACGCUGGAACGUUAUCUGGCUCUUGUGAACCUUGAGUUGGCCAAACUGGAUUGUCACGAUCUUCCCAUCUUGGCCCCGGCGCUGUCGCGCCUGGUUGCCUCGAUCCAACUGGACGCGAAGAUGAUGGGCCGCCUGUUGAGGGAACAGAACAGGACCAAUGCAACUUGGCGAGACGUGGCCUGCAAGUUCCUCAAGGCAAAUCCCAAGUUUGUGAGGAGCUUGGAGAUUCCAAGUGAAAACAUGCACAAGAACACAAGUAGCAAGGAUUUCCAGGAUGCAUCAAGUGAAUUUCAGGAAUUCAAAGGCGGUAAAGAAUUCAGUGCAAGUUUUAUGACUGGCUACGGCGUGCUGUCCUUCGGGGGAAUGGAGGUGCCAGACUCCGCAAAAGAGAGACAGGAGAGAAAAAAGGUCAAUGAGGCGGACCGGAUGAUUCUCUGGGCCGAGAUGGACGCGGACAACACCGGGCAGGUCACCAAAGACGAGUUCGAGGAGAAGUUGGACAUCGACUUCGCUGCUCGGAAGUAUGCCAAGGCUUUGGCUGCAGUGCAGUCCAACCCCUUGCUGCGCUCGGCAACCACUAUGCAUCUGGGUGCUGGCAGUAGUGGCGGCAACUUGAGCUCCUCGUUGCCUGCACGAAUCAAGCCCAAUGGCGACGUGAAAUUCCAGCGAAAUGUCUCGAGGGAAGCCGAAAAGGAGGAGAUGUACCAAUUGAUGAAGGAUACCGUCCGGCACAUUGCAGAGGAAUACUACUCUGGAGACAAGAAGAAUAGAUUCUCAUCAGGAACUAGCACCUCUGGCCCCAGAGUGCACUUUCCAGCUGCACCUUCGCAACCUGCGCCGGAACGUCCAGUCGAAGCUCAGAAGUCAUCAUGACAAGGUGGCGCCGUCCUGAUCGUCCGCGGAAGCGCGGAAGCCGCUCCAAGGGGAAGAUAUGGACGAAGC